AUGCCCCCUCUUCUUCCUCUCGCUGCCUACUACCUCUUUUCUUCCCAUGCAUUGGUGGCCGCGGCUGGGUGCUGGGGAAACUCGAAUUGUGCUUAUAAUCCAGCUGGUCUGUCUUUCAGUGGCAUCUGCAAAAAAUACAAUUACUCCCCGACGUCCUGUACCGCAUCGCCCAUAACUCCUUAUUCCAGCGGCUUCAAUAAGAUUUCAUUCUUUCCUUCCACCAACCCUGUAACUCUCACUGCGAAUGGAACCACCCUCAUCUGCGACUUCGGAAAGGGGGGGGCGUUGGGGUUAGCAGUUUCUAAAGCACGAAACUGGACGGGACAAUGCUCGGAUGAUUCGAAUUUGUUUGAUACCAUCGACGAUGCCAUCUCCGCCGAGAUUACUGCCACAUAUACUGUUGUCAUCUCCAACAUUACUCUUGACAUCUCUUAUGCGCCAACCUGGUCGGACCGCCGCAACCACGGCGGCUACUUCUAUUCUAGUGACGAAAUGCUCCAUGAAAUUUGGUACGCGAACACUUAUACUCUGCAGACAAACACCAUUGCUGCGACAACAGGCAGGGAAUUUCCAGUGCAGACGGCGGAAUGGAAGAACGAUGCUGAUUUGCAUCCGGGCGUAGUGGUCCAACCAUCUAUGUGGAUAGUUAGAGGAGAGAUAGGAUAG
Trichoderma asperellum CBS 433.97 is the source of this 666-nucleotide messenger RNA. The record is from RefSeq and is a predicted model, not a curated record. Lineage: Eukaryota; Fungi; Ascomycota; Sordariomycetes; Hypocreales; Hypocreaceae.